Messenger RNA from Actinia tenebrosa (Australian red waratah sea anemone), 2552 nucleotides. RefSeq names its product cationic amino acid transporter 3. NCBI's taxonomy places the organism in Eukaryota, Metazoa, Cnidaria, Anthozoa, Actiniaria, Actiniidae. Gene Ontology annotation, cellular component: plasma membrane. The record is from RefSeq and is a predicted model, not a curated record. Gene Ontology annotation, biological process: transmembrane transport; amino acid transport. Gene Ontology annotation, molecular function: amino acid transmembrane transporter activity.
UCUAUGCAUAAACCUAUAUGCGUCUCUUGUUAAGUUUACAGCAUCAAUCUUAGGGUCUUUUAGACAAUAAACAAAUGGAUCCAGAGACGCGAAACAUUGAAUUUGAAGGAGUGUCUUAGACUAGAACUGGCUCAAAAGAGACUAUACACUCUCUGACUUGCAAGGCGUCAUAUCACGGGACGCAUAAAAACUAACUUGGCAUGAGGAUUUCGUGCUGUGUUCACGAAUUACAAACUUACAAACCUUCAAUUCAUUUGAGAGCGAAUUCUAGCGCCGAAAGAAAUCCAGAGUAAGUACUAGUCGAGAUACACCGAGAACGACAGACGAACACGAAGCCAAAUACGAUGAAUUUUGAAGGCUGAAGCUUGGUCAAUAUACAAAAAAUUGAAGCAGGAAUCGAGCUAUACAUAUAUAAUAAUGAAUCUAUCUGUGGGUGUUGGCGGUCCGAUGGGCAGCUGAUUUUUUAUCCACUUCAAAAUCAAAACAUCCAACCGAUAUUCAUCGAAGGAUUUUGAAUCGAAUUGGCUAGCACCAUGCCUCGAGUAAUGGACCGAAUGCUACGCCGUAAAUCCCAAGGUACAUGGUUCAUCGAAGGACCAUUAGUCCGCUGCAUGAAUCUCUUUGAUUUAACAGUGUUAGGACUCGGUGGCUUAAUAGACGCUGGUAUCUAUGUAGUUAUAGGACAACUAGCUUUAAGACUGGCAGGUCCAGCAGUGAUCAUUUCGUUUCUAAUAGCAGCAAUAGCGGCAGUUUUAUCAGGACUUUGUUAUGCUGAACUUUCCUCACGGAUAACAAAAACUGGCUCCGCGUAUGUUUACGCUUAUGUCGUUCUAGGCGAAUUAUGGGCCUUCUUAACGGGCUGGAGCAUGAUAGCAGAAUAUCUAGUCAAUGCUGCGUCUAUGGCAAGAGCGUUUGUUGGCUAUGUAAACUCUCUAACCGGAGACAGUAUGUAUGAUCUUUUUAGAGAUAAAAUAAGUUGGGGAAUGAAUCCCUUAUUUGGAAACUUCCCAAAUUUUCCCGCGCUUUUUCUGGUAAUCGUGGCAGCGGUCAUUGUCGGUCUUGGAGUGCGCGAGUCGAAGAUGUUCAUGGAUGGAAUCACUAGCAUUAAUGGUACAGUCAUCGUGUUUGCAAUCGUCUCAGGAUGCGUCUUCGCUGACACGGAAAACUGGUCCUCGCUGGAGAAAUUCGCUCCUAAUGGGAUCAGCGGUAUCCUCAUGGCAGCACCUAGCUGUUUCUACUGCCUCUCAGGCUUUGACGCCAUACCUACAGCAAGUGAAGAGGCGUUAGAUCCUCGACAUGGAGUCUCUUCGGCAAUCUUAUUAUCCUUGACGAUCAGCAUAACGGCCUAUUUCUGUGUCGCCACCGUUCUCACGCUCAUGGUCCCGUACAACGCGAUCGUAGGUUACGCACCUCUUGCCGAAGCGUUCCUCACAAAUGACUUCGAACCGGGAUACUACAUAGUGACCAUUGGUGCCUUGUGUGCCGUGUUUGGUAGUCUCCUAGCAACGACUUUUGCUACCACCCGAUUGGUCUAUUCAAUAGCCUAUGAUGGUCUUAUCUCAUCCUGCUUUGCCCGAGUGAGUGAGCGCACGCACGUGCCUUUCAUCGCUGUCAUUACUACGGGAAUCCUAACUGGUAUCCUAGCAGCCUGUAUUGACAUGACAUUAUUGGUCGAGUUGGUCUCCGUAGCAACUAUUACCACGUACACAAUGGUAUCCCUCUGUGUUUUGCUCUCUCGUUAUCAGACGGACGUUGGUAGUGUCUACCUAGAUGGAUACCUCCAUACGAGCCCAAGCGUCGCUAAAUGGCUAGAGAAAAGGUUGUUCCCCAAAGCUACCGAAAAGGCCAAAACUAUUGCAGCAAAAAACUACGAGAAAAUCUCCCGACUGGACCGACCGGAGGAACUGGAUAAACCUGAAUUCCAAUCUCGGCACAGGCUAUCCAAAGACACUCAAUAUUCUGCCACCAUCGCGUUGAUAUUUUUCACCCUGUGCCUACUCGGGUUCUGGACGUCAUUUGAUGUGAUGUUAGCUGACCUUAGCAGAAUUGACCCCGUGGCUUUAUCUUUAAUGUGUCUGUAUGGAAUCACGUGUAUUGUGACUCUAGGUGUCCUGCUUCAAAUGCCCAGGAAUAACGCCAAGUUUCCCUUCAUGGUGCCUAUGGCUAUACCGAUAGUCAGUAUUGUGAUUAAUACCUUCAUGUUGGUCAGGAUACAUUGGGCAUCGUAUUACAUGUUCUGCUCAUGGACUGCAUUAGGAAUGGCAAUAUACUUCGUAUACGGCUAUUCGCACAGCACAGAGUCCCACGCGCAAGAAGAACCCGAGGUGUUCAUGGACUACGCGGUUGUGCCCGGGUUACCCAUGGGUACUGAAGUCAUAAGUCCCGUCCAGGCCCCUCUGAAGAGGAAGAAUCCAUUUGAAUAUACGGGCUUAGAGUAUGAACCAGAAGAAAUCGAACAGGAUGAAUUUGGACCAGAUCACUAGCAUAGUACAGUGAGCAUGCCCAAAUGAGUGUGUCAGCUGACCAACCACAAUUUUUAUUAUUUUUUUAAA